This is a messenger RNA of Strongylus vulgaris, 1233 nucleotides long. The record is from the annotation of a GenBank genome assembly. Lineage: Eukaryota; Metazoa; Nematoda; Chromadorea; Rhabditida; Strongylidae.
AUGUCAGAAAAAGGGGAUAGCGAGGAUGAUGACCAUGCACCAGGAAGCAGUAGCAAUUCUAGCAGUUGUUCCUCUAGUGGAAGUGAUGUCCCCCGUAAGAAGCCGAAAGGUCGUCUUGACGAGAAGACUAGAAAGUUUUUGGAAGAAAGUGACUACUUGCGACGGUCAUCUCGCUCUAAACAACUCGAUGAAAACGAUGUUCUUGAAUGGGAAGAAGACAAAAAGUCACCAUCUUCUGUUACUGCAAAUGCAGAAACUAUCGAGCGUGUGAUUAAAUGUAGAAUGGGUGCACAAGGAGCAACAGGAUCGGCGACCACGUGUUAUAAUGUAUCAGAAAAAGGCGAUCCGAAUAUUCCGAAUGCACCAGUCCUUGAACAACAAUUUCUUAUCAAGUGGGUCGGUUGGAGCCAUCUUCAUAAUACGUGGGAAUCUGAAGCUUCGAUAGCUGCUAUUGGCGCAAAUGGUGUAAAAAAAGUGCAGAACUUCCUCAAAAAGCAGAAGGAAAUGGAAGAAUGGAAACGUACCGCUGAUAAAGAGUAUAUAGAAUUUUAUGAGUGCGAGCAAGUGAUGAGUGAAGAACUUUGUGAAGAGUACACUAAAGUGGAGCGGAUAGUCGCUCAUCAGGUCUCAAGAGAUCGCAGUGCAGAUGGCCAAGAAGCCACCGAGUAUUACGUGAAAUGGUGUGGAUUGUCUUAUUCAGACUGUACAUGGGAAGACGUUCGUUUGCUACCUCCAGAGGCGAUACAAGCAUAUCAUCGCAGAAUUGAUAACUAUAAAGCUCCCAGCAAGAAUGCUCCGGUUCUUCGAAAAAGGCCAAAAUUUGUGAAAAUCGAAGGCAUGCCAUCUUGGCUGCAACCUGAUGACAAAGAUCAAACGCUCCGGGAUUACCAACUUGAAGGUUUAAAUUGGAUGUUACAUGCUUGGUGCAAGCACAACUCGUGUAUCCUAGCUGAUGAAAUGGGUUUGGGAAAAACAAUCCAGUCGAUUGCAUUCCUUUCCGCUCUGUACCAUCGGUACGAACUGUAUGGACCGUUCCUAGUUGUUGUACCAUUGUCAACAAUGGCGGCAUGGCAAAAGGAAUUCGCUCAAUGGGCACCGGAUUUGAACCUUGUCACGUAUAUGGGUGACACGAAUUCGCGUGAACAAGUAAACCUUUCGAUUUUAUUUUAUGAAGUUGAAAAAUUUGUUUUCCUUAUCAGUUUUUCAAAGAUUAUAAAUAUUGCUUGGGCUUAG